Talaromyces proteolyticus is the source of this 936-nucleotide messenger RNA. Its product is annotated as Alpha/Beta hydrolase protein. The transcript is spliced from 2 exons. The record is from RefSeq and is a predicted model, not a curated record. NCBI's taxonomy places the organism in Eukaryota, Fungi, Ascomycota, Eurotiomycetes, Eurotiales, Trichocomaceae. The coding region runs from base 1 to 936 and encodes 311 amino acids.
AUGGACGACACUCCCAAACCACGAUUCCGCACAGACAAUAACAGUUCACAAACCUUCAUAUUGCCCGAUGGACGAAGUUUAGGUUAUGCGCAAUAUGGUGCGUUAACGGGGAAACCCAUAUUGUAUCAACAUGGCCAUCCAGCCUCUCGCUUGGAGGCUGCUGGUUUCGAUGAUCUUGGCCUUGAACUAGGAGCUCGUAUCAUCGCUAUGGAUAGACCUGGCUUUGGUUGGAGUUCGCCACAUCCUGGUCGAAAACUCCUUGACCACCCGAAGGAUAUAGAACAUCUAGCAAACCAUCUUGGCCUGGAUCAUUACAGUGUUUUGGGAAUAUCAGGAGGUGGACCAUAUGCACUUGCUUGCGCGGCAGCAUUGCCUGCCGAAAAGCUCAGGUGUGUAUCGAUUGUAUGCGGCAUGGGACCGCCUGACAUCGGUAUGAAAGGGGCAGAUUUCAUUCACAAGCUUGGGUUCGCAGGUGGAUAUCGCUAUACUCCCAUGAGUAUCCUUCGAUGGUUUGCCAAAUGGUUUUGGUCUAGAGAUCUGGCCGGACGCUUAGAUCUGAGUGAUGAGAAGCGUCUUGAACUUUUGCUUCAGCAACCAAUCGCCCAUGAAAAGGACGCCGAUUUCUUAAAAACCGACUGGCCCCGUUUAUACCUGCGUUCGACCCGAGAAAGCUUCGCGCAGGGAUUUGAUGCCAUAGCAGAGGAUGGAAAGGUUAUGUGCAUGGACUUGGGUUUUAAAAUAGAGGAUAUUCGCCCAGACUUACCAGUGCAACUGUGGUAUGGAAAGUUCGAUACUUUCGUUCCGCCCAAUCAUGGUGUGCAGAUCGCCGCGCGAUUGGGGAACAGAGCACAUCUCAAACUGGAAGACGAGACACAUGGAAGCAUAGUCGUGAAUUGCAUCAGAGAGGUGUUUGAGGAUUUACUGAGCAGCAGUUGA